This is a messenger RNA of Paramormyrops kingsleyae, 4045 nucleotides long. RefSeq names its product eph receptor B6 (gene ephb6). Gene Ontology annotation, cellular component: dendrite; plasma membrane. Lineage: Eukaryota; Metazoa; Chordata; Actinopteri; Osteoglossiformes; Mormyridae. Gene Ontology annotation, biological process: protein phosphorylation; ephrin receptor signaling pathway; axon guidance. Gene Ontology annotation, molecular function: protein binding; ATP binding; transmembrane-ephrin receptor activity. The record is from RefSeq and is a predicted model, not a curated record.
UCCUUCUCCCUCUUUUCCUCUCUCACUCUCUCCCCCUCUCUCUCCCUCCCACUGUCAGUGUUAUUCUCAAGUGGAGAUGUGGAGUGUCUUUCUCUCUCUCUCUCUGUUUCUCCAGCCAAAUCUAGCUGAGGAAGUGAUGCUGUUGGAUACCACAGAGACUGCGAGUGAGCUGGGCUGGACCACUUACCCAGAUACUGGUUGGGAUGAGGUGAGCAUUCGAGAUGACCGGGGCAGACUCAUCCGCACAUUCGAGGUGUGUCAUGUCAACCCGAACCCCCGUCUCCAAGACAACUGGCUGGCCACGCCCUUCCUGCUGCGGCAGUCAGCACCCCGGAUCUUCGUGACCCUGCGCUUCUCGGUGCGGGAUUGCUCGAGCCUGCGCUCACCCUCACCUUCCUGCCGGGAGACUCUCACUCUGUACUACAGGCAGGCCGACUCCCAGAGAGAGGUGGAGCGCGCCUGGGGGGGGCAGACAAGCAAUGGAGAGAAAGACACGAGGGAGGGAUGGAUUAAGAUUGACACCAUUGCUGCCGACAAAAGCUUCAGCCGGGUGGAGCCUAGUCUGCCUAACCAGUACCAGCCAGACCGGUACCAACAAAUAAACAUCAAGACUCGUAGCUUUGCACCACUGACACGGGCUGGAUUUGUCCUAGCCAUAGUGGACAGUGGAGCCUGCGUGUCCCUAAUGGGCGUGUCCAUCUUUUACCGCCGCUGCCCAUCCGGGAAUCAAAACAUGGCGUUUUUUCCGGCCACUCCCUCAGGGGCAGAGCCCACUGCUCUGGUGCCUGUGGAUGGCAUGUGCGUGCCUCACAGCCAACCGCAGGGAGGAAUGAUACCUCGCAUGCACUGUAACGCAGAAGGCGACUGGAUAGUGCCAGUCGGAGAGUGCAUCUGCGAUGAGGGCUUUGAGCCCAACCACAACAACUCAGCCUGUCAAGGCUGCCAGGUGGGUCAUUUCAAGGCCGUGCCAGGGUCGCUGCCCUGUUCCCCAUGUCCGGCUAAUAGCAGAACCAGCACAGAAGGGUCCAGGAUGUGUGAGUGCAGAAGCGGAUUUUACCGAGCCCCUAAUGAUGCCAACGACACAGCCUGCACAGGUCCUCCAUCGGCACCCCUGUCUCUCUCCUGGGAGUAUGAGAGCGGGGAAGGUGGAGUGUCCCUGCGCUGGCGUCCACCCUUAGACACAGGGGGUCGGCGAGAGGUGUGGUAUACCAUUGUGUGCCGAAUCUGCCCCUCUGCCUCUAUGCUGUCCCCGGGAGUGUGCUCAUGGUGUGGGGAAGCAGUGAGCUACACCCCAUCGCAGACACGCCUUCAACAGACUAAGGUUACACUCAACAACCUGCUCACACGGGUCACCUACCUCAUACAGGUUCAAGCAAUAAAUGACGUAUCGGCUUUGAGUCCCUACCCACCUCAAUAUGCCAGCAUCAACUUCACCACCAGCCAAUCAGUGCCCUCUCCUGUGCCCAUGCUGCACCAGCUUAGCCGAGCAGCAGACUCCAUCACCCUGUCAUGGCCGCAGCCGGACAGGCCCAACGGAGACAUCCUGGAAUACCAACUCAGAUUCUACGACAAGGGCACAGACGACGACAACGCUGUCAGUGUGUUUACAGAGACCAACACAGUCACCAUCAAUGCCCUGGCCCCAGGGUCAAUCUACGCGUUUCAGAUUCGCGCCAGGAAUGAAAGGGGCUUUGGGCCCUACAGCCCCACCGUCUACUUCACUACCCUGCCGCUGGAAGAACAUUCUAUGCAAAUCCAGAAUCGACUGCCUCUGAUGGUUGGCUCCGUGAUGGGAGGGGCUGCCUUCCUAUUGGUCAUUGCAGCUGUUGUCAUUGUGUUUAUGUUCCGAAGGAAAAGGAGAGAAAGCCCUUAUCAUAACAGACUACAAAGAUAUAUUAACAGAGGGGGGGUGAAGUAUUACGUAGACCCUUCUACCUAUGAAGACCCAAGCGAGGCUGUGCGAGACUUUGCCAGAGAGAUUGACCCUGCCCACCUCAAGAUCGAAGAGGUCAUUGGUGCUGCACAGUUUGGCGAAGUGUCCCGGGGCAGGUACCACCCCCUGAGCAGAAGAGAGGUGCAAGUCGCCGUGAAGACUUUGCGAUGGGGAGUGACUGAUCGGGAGAGGGGGGUUUUUCUGAGUGAAGCCGGAGUUCUGGGCCAAUUCGACCACCCCAAUGUCCUAAAACUAGAAGGGGUGAUCACUCGCAGCCCUCCUGACAGGAUCGUCACUGAGUUCAUGGAGAACGGUCCACUGGAUGCAUUUCUCAGGGAAAACCUGGACCAGUUCAGCAUCCUGCAGCUAGUGGGCAUGCUCAGGGGGGUGGGCUCCGGCAUGCGCUACCUCUCUGAGAGAAGCUUCGUCCACCGGGACCUGGCAGCCAGGAACGUGCUGGUGAACGCCAACCUGGUGUGCAAGGUGUCUGACUUUGGCCUGUCGCGCCUCAUGCGGGGGCUUGAACAUGACAUGCCCACCUACACUGCCUCCCUGGGCAGUAAAAUUCCCGUUAGGUGGUCAGCUCCUGAGGCAUUCCAGCAUCGGAAGUUCAGCUCCGCAAGCGACAUCUGGAGUUUUGGGAUUCUGAUGUGGGAGGUGAUGUCAUACGGUGAGCGGCCAUACUGGGACAUGAGCAACCAGGAGGUGAUGAAGUCGGUGGCUGAGCAGUACCGCCUCCCCGCACCCCAUAACUGCCCCCCUGCAGUGCACUCCCUGAUGUUACAGUGUUGGCAGGCAAACAGGCAGGACCGACCAGGUUUUGACUCUCUCCUCUCAUCCCUGGACCGGCUGAUCCGACACCCAGCCUCUCUGAAGACCGAGCACAGCUGGUCCAGCCAGUCGCUGCUCAGCCCCACGCUCACAGAUCUGUCGACAGUAACGACUGUCAGUGAUUGGCUGAGCACCCUCCGGAUGGAGCGGUAUAGGGAGGAGUUUGAGAGGGCCCAGAUACACAGUUUGGAAACAGCCAGCACCUUAACCAUGGAGGACAUGCAAAACCUGGGAGUGAAUCUGCUGGGUCACCAAAGAAAAAUUGUCAAUGCCGCCCAGCAGCUGAAAAUCCAUCUGACGCAGGGUCAGGCUGAAGUAUAGCAGAAAGCUGGCCAUCCCAAACAGCCAGCCCUUGGGUCCUGCAAUCUGCACAUCAUGCACAAAAAACAAGAACACAAUUACUUUUGGACUGGAAGUGUGAAAACAUGUACAUACUUCCGAAAUAGACCACUUCAAUCUCCGUAAACAGAGAGUAUAUCCUGUGAAAAACACAAAGAAGGCUUAUUUUUGCACAAUACUUGUGUAAAAAUACAUCAGAAUGAACUUUGGGAGGUGUGGGUCUAACAUGAAAUACAGGAAAUAGCUGAUUGGGAAAAAGGCAGCAAAUACUAUAAGACAGCUGUUUGGUUCAUUCAUUUAUUUCUCCUACUCCUUUCCUUAUUUGCCUUGUUUAUUUUCCUUCUCCUGAUUUACAUCUUCUCCUAUUUUUCUCCUUAUUUGCCUCUCCUCCUUAUUUCUCCUCCACAUUUACCUUCUCCUCCUUAUUUACCUCUCCUCCUUAUUUCUCCUCCUCAUUUUCCUUGAACCUUUUUCAUUUUCCAUACACUAAUCAUUCAUUUAUUUAUCAUUAUUUAUUCCAUUUAUUAUAUAAAUAAAAAAGGUAAUUAUUAGGGGCUUUCCAGUCCAAGUGCUUGUAUAGUCCAUCUUUUCAUUGCUAUUAUGAGUAUCGUUUACAUUAUUGUUUGUUUUUUAUGGUAAUGAACCUCUUCUGAAUGAUGACUGGCCAAACAAACAAAAUCACUGUGACGUAAAUAAGAAUCAGUGCCAUGUCGAGUUGGCAAGAAGUAAAUCUGGUUACUUUUCUGCUUCAUCAGGCUAGUAGUAUUCAUAUCUCUUUGUAUGUUACAUAGAUUUGUGUCACAGACUAAUAUGAACAAUGUUAAUGUGAAAUACAUCAGGUGAGAGGAGCCAUAUGUGUGAGUGUGUCUGUUUGUGGGAAUGUUCAUGACUAUUCAUCUAUUGCGCAAAUUUGUAAAAUAAAAAGUAAUAAUUUUAUUUAAA